GGUAUCCAUGGCGGCGGCGGCAACGCUGGCGGCCUGGUGAUUGUGAGCGCCUUCUUGCUCUGCAGAUUGGGCCCGGAAAACCUCAUGGCUGCUCGAAGCGAGGAUGAGGCGGUGCUGUUCAGGCGCGGGGCCGGGCAGAGUGAUGAUUCCGAUAUAUGGGAUGAUACUGCCCUUAUAAAGGCAUAUGACAAAGCUGUUGCAUCUUUUAAGAAUGCUUUGAAGAAUGGUGACUGUUCAGAGCCUUUGGAUAAAACUGAGCAAAAUGCUGGAACAAAAAGAAAAAAUAACAAAAAGAACAAGAGUAGAAAGAAAAGUAAUGCUUCAUCACAGAAACAGUGGAGAGUUAAUGAUGCAUGCAGUGCAGUUUGGUCUGAAGAUGGUAAUGUGUACCAAGCAACUAUUACCUCAAUUAACUGGAAGAAAGGGACGUGUGUAGUUCUUUAUACUGGAUAUGGAAAUAGGGAAGAGCAACAUCUGUCUGAUCUGCUGCCACCAAUAGAUGCUGAGGGAACAAAUGAGGAAAGAAGUGCCGGGGAGAACACAAAUGAGACUCAGUAUUCAACUGAUGAAAGUGACCUAUCCUUCCAGUCACCUGGAAAUAAACACAAUCGUACAAAGUCAACACAAUGGAAUUCUCCCUUCCCCUUACCACCUUUGCCACCACCACCACCACCACCACCGGGAUUGGGAAGGAUUGGGUCAAAGCUCACUGGACCUCCAUCUUUCUUAUCUGGCUGGCCUCCCCCCUUUCCAUCAGGACCACCGUUGAUACCACCACCACCUCCUUUGAGUCCAGACUCUUCUGAAGAUGAUGAAGCAUUGGGAAGUAUGUUAAUAGCAUGGUAUAUGAGUGGUUAUCAUACUGGCUACUAUCUGGGCUUAAAACAGGGCCGAAUGGAAACGACAUCGGGGAGACAUGCCAACUCUAAGUAGCUUUUGUGUAAAAAAUCUCUCCCAUGGAGAGGGAUGUCCCACAUGUACGUUCUUCAGCAAGGAUAGAGUGUUCACUGAUACGAAGAUCGCUGGCUGUAUAACACUCAGAAGCAUCACUUAUACAUUUCGCACAAAUGAUACUUUGCUAGCAAGACUGCUUUUAUCAUCUAUUGUCCCACUUCUAGGGUUGUAGACUAAUUCAUCUUCCUGUCCAUCUGUUCCAGUCUUGCACUGAUUUAAGACAAUCCUCUAUGAUGACAAAAUCACCUCUGAGCUUGGCAGUGACAAUUUGCUGUCUAUCCUAUCUAAAGCAGCGGGAAACUAAUUGUAUGGAAUGUAACCAUUUACUGUUAGCUUCAAGACUCCACAGAAAGUAUAAUUUAUUUCUUCAUCAUUUUUAGGAUCCUGGUUGGAAUUGAUCCAUGAUCCGUAUACGCAUCCAGAAAGAUAUUUUUGACAAGUUCACAUCAUUGUGCAUGUAUUGUCAGUGAUAUCAGUCAGUGAUUUUAUCAGUGUUUGUGAUUGAUUACCCGGUGGUCCAAAGAAUGAGGCUAGAACAACUCUGUUCAAGUGAAGAGAGAUCAAUUGCUUAUCAGUGAUGUUACUGAACUUGUUUUAAAAAUACUCAUCAAUAAACUUUUUUUUCAAAUUUUA
Eublepharis macularius is the source of this 1587-nucleotide messenger RNA. Its product is annotated as survival of motor neuron protein-like. The record is from RefSeq and is a predicted model, not a curated record. The transcript has 9 exons. Gene Ontology annotation, molecular function: RNA binding. NCBI's taxonomy places the organism in Eukaryota, Metazoa, Chordata, Lepidosauria, Squamata, Eublepharidae. The coding region runs from base 85 to 933 and encodes 282 amino acids. Gene Ontology annotation, cellular component: nucleus; cytoplasm. Gene Ontology annotation, biological process: mRNA processing.